AGGCACUUUCUCUCAAGGACAUGAGGGGGCGCCAGGGGUCGAGGAGGCAUAGCCUCACAGCAGGACACAGCAGCUCCGCGUCUGAUGAGAGGUAGCCUGCUGUUCCUCCUCCUUGCCUGUGCAAGCGCUGAUGACAGAUGUGCCCACGCUGUCAUCCCGACACAUAAUUCAGGCAGCACGCUUUUGCUGCCACAGGCAUUGGUUCCUCCCUGCACCACCACCACAACCACCACGUCACAGACUGAAACAUCCUCAACUGCAACAUCUUCAACUGCGACGAGCAGUACGCAAACUUCCACAACUACUACCAACUCCACAACCACGACCUGGACACGCACCACAAGCACCACUUCCACCCGAACUUCCUCAACGCACACAUUGACCUCAGAAACAAGCACUAGCUCUACUGCCACUUCCAUGACGACAUCCAGUUCUACUUUGUCAACCUCUAGUUCAACUUUGAGCUCCACCAGUACUUCAAGCCGUUCGUCGAGCACCUCGAGCACCAGCAGUACUAGAAGUUCUGUCACCAACACAACUCAGACAAGCACGACCUCCAGCGUCACGACGUCCAGCAGCACCGUCUCCAGUAGCACUGGAACGCAAACCAGCAGCACCGCCUCCACUGAGACAACAUCAAUGGUGACCUUUACGACUUCAACACAGACCUGGAUAGGCAACACGAGCACCUCCACCGAGACCAGCACGACAUCUCAAAGCUUCACUUCGAUCUCCACUACGUCAACUUCGUCUGUGAGCGCAACGGCAACCAGCACCGAGACGACAGCCACGACGAGCAGCACCAGCACCUUGAGCUCAUCGACGCAAACAGGCACCAGUGCCACCACCACGAGCCUCACAGCCACGUCUCUAACAAGCACCACUCAGUCAAACACCACAACAACGACGUCGACCCUGACAACUACUACGCUCACCAACACCACGAGCACAACAGAAACUAUCACCACCACCUCAAUGACCAGAACUAGCAGCACAAGUUCCACCCAGACUGGAACAACUCAAACCAGCACGAACACCACCUGGACCUCCAGCAGUGUCAGCACUUCUUCGACAACCUCAACGCAGACGAAUACCUCCACCGCAACCACGACGACCUCAACUGUCACAUUCACCAACACAACAACAGGUACGACAACAGAAACAAUUUUCACAUCCUCAACGGCUACGUCUUCAACGAUCUCAAUGACUAGCUUCACAACAUCAACUAGCACAUUCACUCUAACGACUCAGUCCACUUCCACAACAACGCCCACAACCCAGACGACAAGCUCCAGCACAAGGACAACCACUUCUGCAACAUCAACCUCGGCAACUGUAACAACAUCAUCCACCUACACUUCGACUUCGAUGACUACCAGCAGAACCACAUCAACUAGUAGCACCUUGUCUUCAACCACAACCUCAACCACUAGCUCCAUAUCAAACAGCACAACAACGUCAUCCACCAGCACAUCAUCUUCCACCACAUCAUCCUCAAGUACAUCAUCCUCAACCACAUCAUCCUCAAGCACAACAUCCUCAAGCACAUCAUCCUCAAGCACAACAACCACUCGCCCAUGGUGUCAGAACUUUUUGGAAGGUGUAACAGUGGCAGACGACACCAAUUGCAGCGCCCUUCAAGAAGGAGACACCUGCAUUGCAGAUGUGGGGUCAAACGAGACCGGAAACGAAUCCAGCUGGUGCUACGCUUCUGGCGCAUCAGAGUUCCUGUGCACUUCAAGUGGUGUAUCUAUUCCUGUCUCGCAGAACAUUCGAUGCCAAGUGUGCGGAGUUGGAGAGUUUGAAGACCUCGAUGACGCGUUGAGCAACAUCUCUGGCACUUUGUACUGGGGUCCUAAUGCCAUAGAUGGGGAGGUGGACGAGUCGCUGGUGGAUGGCUAUGACAUUUGGCUUGUGGACAGCUGUGGUGAGCAGCAGACUCACCUGGGCCGGGUCCCCAAGCUGGAGGGCGAUGGGUCUUGCUGCGAUGCGAUGGCCUACAACUUCACCUUCGAGGUUGAGCUGCCGCAGGACGGCAUGGGGCUCAUGGUGACUCCCUUCCAGGGGGAGAACCAGCUCCUGGCUGGAGUCCUUGUUCCUAUACAAGAGCGCACAACCACUACUACAACCUCAUCGCUGACCUCCACUUCCCUGACAACCACCGGGACAAAUACAACCACAACUGAGACAUCGCAAACUGCAACUAGUUCAACAGACACACAAACUACUGCAACCAGGACAACAAAGACACGGACCACAAUGACCGAAACAGCGACAACCUCGAUCACCCGAUCGACCACAACGGAAACAACUUAUAUUCCCAUCUCUGCUGUGCUUCGUGGAUGCCUGGGCAUCAGCGUUGCUGGUGCUGCCACUUUUGCCAUGAGCCAACCAGCCAAACAAGCAGUAAUGGAGGUGGUGGCAAAAUCGGCUGGGCCAGAUGUGCUUGUAGCUUAUGUGCAGGACGUGGUGUUCAAGAUGGGGGAGUCUUGCUCGUCGAGACGUUUGCAAUCUCUCAGACGAUUGCAAGAAGACCUGCGCGCUGACUAUGCGAUGCGCUCGGCAAAUCAGCCACAGCUCCAACCAUAACGAAGGUUCGGCCGCCCUUGUCUGUCUUUGUCGGAAAGACUCCUCUGAUACUAGGUUUCGAUUAUGGUGGACAUCAUUUGCGGAUUCAUGUCCACCAACCACUUAGGUGGUGGUGGUCAUUCCACCGACCCCAGACACGGAGUCAGCUGGGGGACCAGAGGC
Molecule: messenger RNA, 2751 nt
Organism: Effrenium voratum
Lineage: Eukaryota; Dinophyceae; Suessiales; Symbiodiniaceae
Source: the annotation of a GenBank genome assembly